ACGGUGUGCUUACACAAUGACAGUUUCCGUCAGCUCGACUCGCUAAUCGUAACCGCAUUGAGCGAGACUUUUUUUUCGAUUUCAGUUUCAGUUUGGACAACAAUUUCUAGAUUUCAAACUAACGAUCGAUGUCGAGUUACAUUUUACACACAGAAAGAGAGAUUUUUUGAAUAAAUAGGAGUUGUACUUUGUGUACUUAAACUCUGAACUUCCAGCUCGAGGCCCAGCAGAGAGCUCGAGCGGCAGCUCCGAAAAGUUUGUUGUUGUCACGUGAUGCGAGACGAAUGUGGCGAUAAAAGUUUGUUUAGAUAGUAAAAAAACUAGGUGGCGUACUACGUUAUUAAAACCUUUUGAACUCCUUUUUUCACCAAAAUGCCUCAACCAAAGCAUCGAAAGAUUGCUGUUAUAGGGUACAGGUCUGUAGGAAAGUCGUCUCUUACAAUACAGUUUGUGGAAGGACAAUUUGUUGACUCCUAUGACCCCACCAUCGAAAACACCUUUAACAAAUUGGUCAACGUGAAUGGUCAAGACUUCAAUCUUCAGCUGGUUGAUACAGCUGGACAAGAUGAGUACUCAAUUUUUCACCAAUCCCACUCAAUGGACAUCCAUGGGUAUGUCCUUGUCUACGCAGUGACUUCCAAUAAAAGUUUUGAAGUUGUACAGGUUCUACACGACAAGCUACUUGACAUGGUUGGGAAGAUUCAGGUCCCAACUGUUCUUGUAGGGAACAAAAAAGAUCUCCACAUGGAAAGGGUUAUCAAGCCAGAGGAGGGAAAGAAACUUGCUGAUUCCUGGGGAGCUGCAUUCAUAGAGUCCUCAGCCAAGGAAAAUGAGACUGCUGUGGAGGUUUUUAAGCGGAUCAUUUUGGAGAUGGAGAAAGCUGAUGGAAAUGGACCUCCAGAGGAGAAAAAGUGUGCUGUGAUGUGAAAGUGUAUCCAGGACAUCAGUCAGCUCAUUUGCUGAAGACAAGAGGCACAACUUCACCAGCUGGCCAAUCGUGACCUCACCGACACCAAGACACUGCAGUGGAACUUUUCUGCUCCAUUGUGAUGCUUGAUUGAUUUACAUAGCAAGCCAACUGGCCCGACAGUCGAUAAAACCAUCCCACAUAUUGUAACCGCAAGGAAAAGUUUCUAAGAGCAAGAUUAAUCUUUGUUUUAGACAAAGAAUUACUGACAGAAAUGUAAUCUUAAACAUAACAUCUAUUCAAAUGCCCAGAAAACAAAAACAUAUUUCCAGACAUAUUAGUCCCAAUGAAUUGCAUCAAAUUCUUUAUUAAGUGUAUUAUGGCAAUUACUUCUAAAGAUGAUGUUUGAGACAUCAUUGGCUUAUAUCUUCUAACUCUUUGAUUAGUUGAUUUAAUGUAAAGGUAGGGCUGGUAAAUAACAUUCUUUAAGGACUGGUAUUAUUUCUUUUUUUUGACAGUGAUUGAGAGUCACAGUUCACAUUGCUUUAAAUGUGGUGUUAAAAUGUCAGUAUCUCUUACAAAUGGAGUUUCUUAAAGACCCUGGAGGAAAUUGAACAUAAGAAAUAUCACUUGUUUCACAGUUUUUCUCACUGUAAUUGUUCCACUUAUCUUCAGGUACCUUUCGCCAAUGAACUCUUGAACUUUGUCUUCAUGAUGGAGGAAUCUAUUUGUAUAUCUAAAAACUCACAUUUUAAGCUCUUCCGCUAAGCACAUUAGUCCUCUUCAGUUGUUUAUACAGUUUAAUUUCUCCUUACUGACUGUAAUAAAGAUGUCAUGGGCAACCCUCAAAUAA
This is a messenger RNA of Notothenia coriiceps (black rockcod), 1760 nucleotides long. It is a transcript of the gene rhebl1, whose product is annotated as Ras homolog, mTORC1 binding like 1. Gene Ontology annotation, molecular function: GTP binding; GTPase activity. Gene Ontology annotation, biological process: signal transduction. The coding region runs from base 373 to 927 and encodes 184 amino acids. Gene Ontology annotation, cellular component: membrane. Lineage: Eukaryota; Metazoa; Chordata; Actinopteri; Perciformes; Nototheniidae. The record is from RefSeq and is a predicted model, not a curated record. The transcript is spliced from 8 exons.